Molecule: messenger RNA, 2165 nt
Organism: Drosophila virilis
Lineage: Eukaryota; Metazoa; Arthropoda; Insecta; Diptera; Drosophilidae
Source: RefSeq, a predicted model, not a curated record
GCUGGCAUUAUUGGCGUCACGUGUGUAUUUCCAUUGGACUUGGUAAAGACUCGGCUGCAGAACCAGCAAAUCGGUCCAAAUGGCGAACGUAUGUACACUAGCAUGUUCGACUGCUUUCGCAAAACGUACUCUGCAGAGGGUUAUUUUGGAAUGUACCGCGGCUCAGCCGUGAAUAUUUUGUUAAUUACACCUGAGAAGGCGAUCAAACUGACGGCGAAUGAUUACUUCCGACAUAAACUUACCACCAAGGAUGGUAAACUGCCAAUGAGCUGCCAAAUGUUGGCUGGCGGUUUGGCUGGUGCUUUCCAAAUUAUAGUGACCACGCCCAUGGAGCUGCUGAAAAUUCAAAUGCAGGAUGCCGGACGUGUUGCCGCUGCCGCAAAAUUGGCUGGCAAAACCGUUGAAAAAGUUUCAGCCACACAAUUGGCAACGCAACUAAUCAAAGAGAAGGGCAUCGUUGGCCUGUAUAAGGGCAUUGGUGCUACGGGCCUACGUGAUGUCACAUUUUCAGUCAUUUACUUUCCACUUUUUGCCACACUUAAUGAUUUGGGUCCUAGGCGGAACGAUGGCUCUGGUGAAGCGGUAUUUUGGUGCUCCUUCUUGGCCGGCUUGGCAGCUGGUUCAACGGCAGCCCUGGCGGUCAAUCCAUUUGACGUAGUCAAAACCCGCUUGCAGGCUCUUAAAAAGGCCGAUGGCGAAAAAGAGUUUAAGGGAAUUUCUGAUUGCAUUAGCAAAACGCUGAAGCACGAAGGACCUACCGCUUUUUUCAAGGGAGGCCUUUGCCGUAUGAUAGUGAUUGCUCCACUGUUUGGUAUUGCACAAACCGUCUACUAUUUGGGCGUAGCCGAAGGCUUGCUGGGCGUACAAAAGAAGUUUAACUUCGAGGUGUUUUACACUUUUGGAAAAAUUCACCCUAUUUUGAAAAUACUUUUCUCAGCGACUCCACCUGCAACUAUGAAAAUAUGGAGAAGGAAGUUAAAAAUUUCGUGUGAUUUAAUGGCAACUGAAAAGAAGAAUAUGAGCUUUGCCGUCCUGCCCAGAGUCAUUAACGGCGGCAUUGCGGGCAUCAUCGGUGUGACAUGUGUAUUUCCGUUGGAUUUGGUGAAGACGCGACUGCAAAAUCAACAAAUCGGUCCCAAUGGUGAACGCAUGUACACUAGCAUGUUCGAUUGCUUCCGCAAGAUUUACGCGGCGGAGGGUUACUUUGGCAUGUACCGCGGCUCAGCCGUAAACAUAUUAUUGAUCACCCCUGAGAAGGGAAUCAAACUGACCGCUAACGAUUAUUUUCGCUAUCACCUGGCUACUCCGGACGGAAAACUAACACUGCUCAUGCAAUGUCUGGCCGGAGGUUUAGCUGGUGCAUUUCAAAUUAUUGUGACUACGCCUAUGGAGCUUUUAAAGAUUCAGUUGCAGGAUGCCGGACGUGUGGGUGGGCAUGAUUUAAAAAAGGUGACUGCUUGGUCUAUUACCAAGCAGCUUGUAAAAGAUAAUGGCAUCUUCGGCUUAUACAAGGGCGUCCGGGCCACUGGCGCGCGAGACAUUACUUUCUCGGUCAUCUACUUUCCAUUCUUUGCCUUUUUGAAUAACAGUGGACCCCGAAAGCCGGGCCCCUCAGGCGAAGCCGUCUUUUGGUGGUCCCUUAUCUCUGGGUUGGUGUCGGGAAUGUCAGCUGCUUUUGCGGUCACGCCCCUAGAUGUGAUUAAGACACGCUUGCAAGCCAUUAAAAAGGCGGAUGGCGAAAAGGAAUUUGAUGGCAUUUUCGACUGUAUCAACAAAACAUUGAAGUACGAAGGACCUAAGGCAUUCUUCAAGGGUGGGCUGUGUCGAAUGAUUGUAAUUGCUCCACUUUUUGGAAUAGCUCAGAUGGUCUACUUUAUGGGUAUAGGCGAACGUAUUCUGGGCAUUGAACAAAAGAAGUCUGUCUGAGAAAUGCUUGCCAUUCAUCUCUUAUUUCAAUGCAAUGGAAAUUUAUUGUGGUUAGUACGUUUUUACGGCGAAUUGAAAAUUAGGGUCUUGUUUGAAAAAUCGAUGUUUGACAAUACUAUAUCAGGGCUAUAUCUUCUAUAUACCGGAUUGUUUUUUCACUUUCCAGAGUUCUAAAAUUUAAAAUUUUCGUAAUAACAAAAUCACGUCAAAAGUAUAAAGUGUACAGAGACAAAAACUUA